This is a messenger RNA of Heterocephalus glaber (naked mole-rat), 1513 nucleotides long. The record is from RefSeq and is a predicted model, not a curated record. Lineage: Eukaryota; Metazoa; Chordata; Mammalia; Rodentia; Bathyergidae.
UCUGUCCUACCAGGACCCCAAGUGAGCCUGGUACUCACCAAGGGCUGCACUGCACAAAAGGACCAAGAGGCCAAAGUCACCGAGCACAGGGCAGGACCUGGGCUUUCCAUCACCUCCUACACCCGAGUGUGCCGCCACAGAGACUUCUGCAAUGACCUGUCCUCCACAGUCCCACUCUGGGCCCCGCCUUCGGACACAGUCCCAGGGAGCCUUCGGUGCCCCCUCUGCUUUUCUAAUGAUGACUGUCCACAAAAUGGCCCACAGCAGAUCUGCCCAGCAGGGUACACUCACUGCUACAAUGGAGUGCUCAAACUCAGGGGAGGGGGCAUUGCCAGCAAUCUGAGAGUACAGGGCUGUAUGCCCCAGCCAGGCUGCAACCUGCUCAAUGGGACCCAGGUAAUCGGGUCCAUGGAUGUGACUGAGAACUGCAAUCCUAGAUCAGAUAUGGACAUCCUGGAAUGCAAGAGGGGAAAAAUAGAAACCACAAGGGACGUGUCAGAUCUUCCACUACAUUGGACAACUGGCUGGCAGGCCUGUGGGAUCGGCCAGGGGUGCCAAGAAACAGUGGUUCUCAUAGUGAAUGGACCCCAAGUGAACGUGGUGCUCACCAAGGGCUGCACUGGGGCAGAGAACCAAGAGCCCCGAGUCACCUGGCACAGGGCAGGCCCUGGGCUGUCUGUCGUCUCCUACACCCGAGUGUGCCGCCAUAAAGACUUCUGCAAUGACCUGUCUACCACAGAGGCUUUCUGGACCCCACCUGCUUCUGACGGUGCCAGAGGUAGGCAGGAGUCCUGCAGGAAGAGAGGGAAUAGCGAAUCAAGAGGAAGGCCAUGGCUGAGGUGAAGCGAGCCCACGGCCUGGUUGUUUACAAACACUGUUGUUGAACAGUAGCUCUGCUAGCUCACUGCUACACUCCUCCCUGGCUCCUCACUCUUCAUCUCUUCCUCACUCCUUCUCCCCUCCCACCCCCUGCUCUGUUCACUCCCCUCAGUCCUCCCUGUCCAGCUUUCCCGAACAGUUCUGGAGCUCCAAACUCGGGGGUGGGUGUUGUAGCACCAAUUCAGAAGCUGGACAUGAUGCUAACCUGCUCUGUCUUCACAGCGCUUCCUGGACACUGGGUUCGGUUCAAUAAUAUCUCACCGUGGAUGUUUCUAUAGCCUCCUCUGCAAUACCUGGCUGUGAUGUUUUCUUUCCCAGCCUGGUGUUACAAAGAGUUUGGGGCAAUGUUUUGUGGUUUUAUCCUCCAGAAGAGUUUGUGAAGAGAACAUCUUAUCUACCUUGCAUAUUUAGUAAACUUGUGGAGGAAGCCGGUGGUUUCUUCCAGGGCACCCUGUGGCACCCUUGGCCAAGGCUGUGUCUGGGUCCAACCUCAGAAGACUCGUCUUCCACCGCCUCCUGGUUUCCCAGCACCCCUCUCACGCUCAGCCCCAGGAGUCUCUCAGGAGUUCUCACUCCCUGUGGCUCCUUCUCUCUCACCAGUCACACAUGCCGAAUUCCCUGCAGCUGGACCUGC